UGCUUCACAAUCAAUCAUCGCAAUCACCUCUUCCCCGCAUUCCUCUCGUCACGCUUAUUCUCCCUCUUCAUCUUCUUCUUCCUCGCCCCCUCACACACUUUUCUCGCCGAUUUCACCGACAGAGAGAGAGAGAUGAGAGACGCCAUGAACGGUCAGAUUUCGGAGGUCGAACAGAAGCAGCUGAUCGAGAAGCUCGACAUCUUUAAGAUCCACGGAAAAGACAAACACGGCCGCAAGCUCCUCCGCAUCAUCGGCAAAUUCUUCCCAGCUCGGUUUCUGACGAUGGAGGUGUUGAAGACGUACUUGGAGGAGAAGAUAUUUCCACGAUUGGGACGAAAACCGUUCGCAGUACUGUACGUGCACACAGGAGUUCAGAGGAGCGAGAAUUUCCCGGGGAUCUCCGCACUGCGUUCGAUCUACGACGCGAUUCCGGUGAAUGUAAGAGACAAUCUGCAGGAGGUAUACUUCCUGCACCCAGGCCUCCAGUCCCGACUCUUCCUCGCCACAUGCGGCCGCUUCCUCUUCUCCGGAGGGUUGUAUGGGAAGGUGAGGUACAUAAGCAGAGUGGAUUACCUGUGGGAGCAGGUGAGGAGGAACGAGGCGGAGAUGCCGGAGUUCGUGUACGACCACGACGACGAUCUCGAGUACCGUCCCAUGAUGGAUUACGGCCUUGAGAGCGACCACGCUCGGGUUUACGCCUCUCCCGCCGCUGAUUCUCCCCUCUCCACUUUCUCCAUGAGGUGCAUCUCUUAGGGAGGGGCCCACAACCCUAAACCCAGAGUGGUAUUAUUAUUAUUAUCAUCAUCCAAUGCGAUGCGAUGAGAUGAGAUCAUAUAAUAAUAAUGAUAACACAAACCUAAGACGAUAAGACUUUGAGGGAGUUGUUCACUUUGCUUCUGUUUUUUCUUUUGGGAGUUUGUUAGUGGAUGUGGAAAAUGUAUAUACCUUUUUUUGUGUGUGUAAAAAGAAGCCCCUUGUAGAUGAUGCUUGUCCAUUUUCAAUGUUGGAAAGCAAGGGAAAAAAAAGAAGGUUUUAGCU
Molecule: messenger RNA, 1038 nt
Organism: Tarenaya hassleriana
Lineage: Eukaryota; Viridiplantae; Streptophyta; Magnoliopsida; Brassicales; Cleomaceae
Product: ganglioside-induced differentiation-associated protein 2
Exons: 3
Coding region: 133-753 (206 amino acids)
Source: RefSeq, a predicted model, not a curated record